AUGGUGUCAGUGACAGGUGAAUCACCUGGUACCAUAGGAAGAGAUGAAGAAAUAGCCCAAGAUACAGAAAUGGAUGUCAUCCCAGAAUACAUAGAGCCACCACUCUCCCUUCUGGAUGUGCUGAGAAUCUCUGCAGUUCUGGAGGAUGCCACAGACCAGCUCUCUAUUCUCAACUACAUCAUGCCAGUUCAUUAUGAAAGAAGUCAAAGCACCACCUUGAAGAAAAGCAGAGAAGCGAAUUUAGAUGGAAGAAGUCUAGAAAAAUCUCAAGUGAUGUCACCAACCUCGAAAACUUCCAGUCCAUUAUUCUCUGUGGAAGGAGCCAAGUUGCCAGAAAUCAGACAAGGUGGCCAAUUUAUAGUGGACUCUAACAAAAUGCAGGAACUUAUUUUAAAAAAACCUAUAAGGCAGACCAUAAUGACUAUGGAUACAUUGAAGAAAAUUCAGAUUGAUAGGCAAUUUUUCAGUGAUGUCAUUACAAACACUAUGCAGGAGUUGGAAGAUUUUGGCACCUUUUCCAUUCUCCUGCAAACUUUAAACAAAGAGAGGGAAAAUAAAAUGCAUUUCUACGAUGUCAUUGCUAGCGAGGAGAAAGGAAGAAAGCAGAUCAAAACUCUCCAAAAACAGCUACUUAAUGUCAAAAAAGAACGGAAAGUUGAAGUACAGAAUCGGAAUGAAUAUAUUGCUCACCUCAAGGACCAGUUGCAAGAGAUGAAGGCAAAAACCAACAUGGAGAGUCACUAUAUGAAGAAAAACACUGAGCUGCAGAUUGCUCAGACCCUUAAAAAAUGCAACAAAGCAGAAGAACUUCUGCUGGAUGAGAUUGAGAAGAUAAGGAUGAAAACAGAAGAAGAGAACCGGAUUCAUACUGAGAUUGAAACAUUCCUUAAAAAGGAGCAACAGAAACUUGAGGAGAAGCUAGAGUUCUGGAUGGAGAAAUUUGAUAAGGACACAGAAAUGAAACAGAAUGAACUAAAUGCUCUCAAAGCUGCAAAGGCCAGUGACUUGGCACACCUUCAAGACCUUGCAAAGAUGCUAAGAGAGUAUGAACAGGUCAUCAUGGAGGAUCGGAUAGAAAAGGAGAAGACCAGGAAGAAGAUACAACAGGAUGACUUGGAAUUAAGGAGCGCCUUAAAGCUCCAAGCCUGGUGGCGAGGCACUGUAAUACGUAAUGAAAUCGGCACUUUCAGGUUGCCUAAGAAGGACAAAGAUGAUAGCAAGGAUUCAAAGGGCAAAGGCAAAGACAAGGAGAAGCGUAAAGGCAAGAAGUGA
Messenger RNA from Orycteropus afer afer, 1272 nucleotides. It is a transcript of the gene IQCG, whose product is annotated as IQ motif containing G. Gene Ontology annotation, cellular component: cytoplasm; sperm flagellum. Gene Ontology annotation, biological process: cilium organization; sperm axoneme assembly. Lineage: Eukaryota; Metazoa; Chordata; Mammalia; Tubulidentata; Orycteropodidae. The record is from RefSeq and is a predicted model, not a curated record. Gene Ontology annotation, molecular function: protein binding.